Porites evermanni is the source of this 2743-nucleotide messenger RNA. The record is from the annotation of a GenBank genome assembly. Lineage: Eukaryota; Metazoa; Cnidaria; Anthozoa; Scleractinia; Poritidae.
AUGGCGCUAGUUUCCUUAAGUUUUAAGUUUUUUAGGGCCUUGGAAACAGCCCUUGAGGCAGUUAAAAACGGUGAUGCCCGUCUUGCAGUGUUAGAACUUAAAUGUAUAAAAGAAGGUGGAUUGCUGUUACGACAACACACUGCACUCCUCCGUGAUCAGCUAAAAGAAGCCAAGAAAGAACAGCAACAGAAGGUAGAAAUCCUUACAAGGGAUAUGAACGAAUUGUAUAAGCAGGAGGAGGAUCUAAAAAAGAAAAAAGAAGAACUGGAAACGAAGAAACACUUGUUGGCCAAAGAAAGGGAACGGUGCAGUCGAAAGAAGCAGGAUGCAUGGAGGAGAUAUAAACAGGCACAGACAGAGAUGAAGGAUGCUGAGAGCAAAUAUAAGGAGUUUCAAAAUUAUUGGUGGGUACCCAUUUAUGGCACCUACCUUGGUCUUCGAGAACUGUUUGAAUCCAACACGACAAAGGUCCGUGAAGCUCACAACGAGAUGCAAGGUUAUGAAAGGGAUAUGGAGAGAGCUGAGGAGGACAUCGCAUGGGCGAACUCUGCCGUUUGGGAGGUACAGUUUUGUAUUUUAAAUUUGUCCUGUGUCCUCUAUAUUUCAAUUUGUAAGCUAAAAACGUUGAGCCUUGAGAAAUAUAUUAUAGAAUAUACCCAUAAAAAGAGUUUUUCCCAAAGUCCUUAUGCCUAGGCCUCCUUUUAUCCACAUUCCCAUUGCGAUGGCUAUAGGCAUAUCCAACAGCCCACAUUCAAGGAAUAUUUGCCUCGAAGACAAGGUGCCCAGCACAGUCAGCUGGUGCUCUUUACAAUUGGAAUCUAUUGCGAUAAGCUCCCAGUUUAUCGGUGCCGCUGAGUAUUUUGAUACACCCAACUAGUCAAAUUAAACUUUGAAGUUGUUGAGCAUCGACAUUGCUUUGAUGAUGAUACAUAACGUUUGUACGGUAACUUUUGAUACGUGACUGAUGUUGACUUUAAGAGAUAUUCAAAGCUUUUAGACCAAUGUAUUACGUGAUUACCAGCCAACUUGAAGCGUUACAUUGCACAGCAAGAAUUAAAAGAAUGUUCGCACUGACCAUCUGAAUUUAGGCUUUUAGGUUAGGUACUGCCGCGAACAUCUGACUGGCCUAGACACAUUAUAACGGAAUCCACCAGAAAAUUGACGUCUAAAAGCGUAAAAUACAUCUAAAUUUGCAGGCCAACCAUCAAUCCCAAGUCUACCCCAAGCCCUAGUUUGCACAUUCCUUUUGUUAAAUUUUGCUUCACCCACGGGAAUUGGUGAUUGGGGUCGAUGAUGCCAAUGGUACAAAUACGUUUGGAACGAUUUCACCUGUCUGUUGGUACUAAUGGUUUGAUAAAUAUUCGAAAAAUAUUAAUAAAUAUUAUAUUCAAUUAAUAAAUAUUAUAUUCAAUAUAUAUAUUGAUAAAUGCAAUCUAUUGGUUCUAUAGCCGGGGUAGCUUCUCUUGAGCCUGGAUGGCAAAAGGGAAAUUCCAGUGGUUCAUGGGUUCUAUCAAUGGUACGAUUGGUUACGGUAGAAAUGGAUGUGAGAAUGUUGGUUCUAUUGGUGAAUGCCAUCUCUUAAAAGAAACGUAUUCCAAUGGUCCAUGGGUUCACCGUUGUACGAUUAGUGCCAGAGGAAAAGGUCAUGUCUAUUUCGUCUAUUGUUGAAGUGCAUUUCAUUAUGGACACCUAGAACAACUUCUCGUGUUGCUCGGUUGGGCAGAGCCGUAUAGGAGGAUUCCGGUGGUCCAUUGGUAACAACUGUAGAAGGGAAUUAUCUUGGGAGCUGUGACCCAAGGAGACGACUGAAAUUCAGGCUGUAAAGGAACAGUACAACGAAAAAAUUUUUGAGAGAAAUUAAUGAUAUAAUGCCCUUUAUAGUUAAUAAUGAAACAACCAAAUAGGUUUCGAGAGUGGAAUGAUAAACACCCCCUUCUUCCCCUCCUUGCCCCCCCCUUCCCCCCCCCCCCUUAUUUAAAUCCUGUGAGCUCAAAGGCGUUUCUUGUUUUCUAGCAUGGCGUUUCUAUACCACGUGAGUUAUCAAAGGGUCUAUAUAAUUCACAUGUUACACUCAUAUCUUUGAUCGUGGGCUGUUUUUCUUUCUUUUUUCAAUAAGUUAUAAAAAACACCUCGCAGACUUUAUUGUCACUGACGACAGUCCUUUUAGGUAGAAAAAAAUGUUACCGCCAUUUAACUUGCGGACGCGUUUAAUUGGUUCACUGCUUUCCUGACUCAGGGACCAGUUUUGCAUUGCAGUUUGUUACUCACUAGCUUACUCAAGUGAGAACAAACUACAAUGGCAGUCAUUCAUCUUUUGUUAGUGUUGUUUCAGUUCAUUAAAUUAUAAAAUUAUAAAUUACUUUUUGCUUUUCAGGCAGAGAAGGAGCAAAGUAAGAUUUUAAGCCAAGUGGAAUACCUAAAAAGGCAAAGAGAUGCAUGCCAUGAAAAACUAGGAGACAUCAAAACCUUAACUACAGUUGUUAUGCAAGCUGUUCGAUUCUGGGAGGAGGUAGGCAUGCUUACUAAUACAGCAACAAUAAAAACAGAACAGCUUCAAAUUUUAAUUGAUCUGGCUGCCGAGGAAAACACUGAAAGGAUUCUCAACAGCAAGGGUCUGCACACCACGACAACUUCAUUCAAAGACCGCUGGAUGGAAGUGGCAGAGAUGAUUACUUCAGAAAAGAACAACCUGACUAUAAAUGGUUUGCUGGUCACAAAAACAGAUAUGUCACUUAAACAUUGA